GGAAAUAUUAUUUCUGGAUUAAUUCAACCUCCUCCACCCAAAGACCAGCGGGACCAGAACCCAUACAGCAACACCCAGCUCCCUACGCCUAAAGAAGCCUCACCGCUUCUCCCACUUAGUGACCGACUCCGGAGUUUCCAGAUGGAUUCCCCGAAAGCAGGCGCCUUCCGGGAGAUUCCUGGCCGGACACCAGUCCACGGAAACCUGCCGCGUCCCACCUCGCCCCACCCCCCUCGUCCUCCGUGGAUUCUAGGAGAACGCACCUUCCUUCUGCGAUUGAAGAACUUGCCGAGGUUUCUUCUCCACCUCACAGCUCCUGGCGGCCUGGAACCAGCGAGUCCCCUCGGGGCCGCCUCGACGCCAGGCGUCCCCGCCGCUGGUAAACCGGGCAGAAUCCUGGCCGCAGCCCCGCGGGCCUCUGAGAGGUGAAGUGAGAGCCGAGUUUGCAGUCUUCAACAACUGGGAACUAGAAGGUUCACUCAAGUCAAUCGGUCGUUGUAAAUUCCAGCCACGAAAAUAAAGCCUGUUAUCACAACAGUGGCCAAAUUAUAAAUUCCAGAUUGGAUACCUAAGGUGGUUUGAGAGCAGGGAGGAAGAAGGGAGGACCAAGGCUUUCCCAAAAAUGAAGAGAUGCUGAGUUCACAGCAAAUCGCUUAAUUAAAGCAUGGAAUAUGGAAAACAGCAGAAAAACAUCUCAUCUGAUUUAGUCUCAUCUGAAAUUCUGUAGCUCCAUACCCACUGUAGGGCUUGAACUCAGGACCCUGAGAUCAGGAGUCACAUGCUCUACCAACUGAAACAGCCAGGCUUCCCAGGAGAUUGAGAUUUUCUUGAUGUUCUAAGGCAUGUGUCUUAUAAGCAGUAUAAUGGCAGAAUUUUAAGCCAAUUUGAGAGUCUCUUAUCUUUUAGUAGAAAUUUCAAACAUUAUUUUUGACUGCUGCAGACUACUGAAUAUCCAGUUGAUGAAAUUGAAGGUCUUUUACCCAGAAGAAAUAAAUCAAGAAGUAGGACCUGAGGCUCACGUGCUUCUGAGCUGCUGUGGAUGGCCCUCUCUCUCUUGACCACCCUUCCGAGUAGGAUGUCACUGAGAUCCCUCAAAUGGAGCCUCCUCCUGCUGUCACUCCUGAGUUUCCUUGUGAUGUGGUACCUCAGCCUGCCCCACUACAAUGUAAUAGAACGUGUAAACUGGAUGUACUUCUAUGAGUAUGAGCCAAUUUACAGACAAGACUUUCGCUUCACACUUCGAGAGCAUUCAAACUGCUCUCAUCAGAACCCAUUUCUUGUCAUCCUGGUGACCUCACACCCUUCAGAUGUGAAAGCCAGACAGGCCAUUAGAGUUACUUGGGGUGAAAAAAAGUCUUGGUGGGGAUAUGAAGUUCUUACAUUUUUCUUAUUAGGCCAACAGGCUGAAAAGGAAGACAAAAUGUUAGCAUUGUCCUUAGAGGAUGAACACCUUCUUUAUGGUGACAUAAUACGACAGGAUUUUUUAGACACAUAUAAUAAUCUGACCUUGAAAACAAUUAUGGCAUUCAGGUGGGUAACUGAGUUUUGCCCCAAUGCCAAGUACAUCAUGAAGACAGACACUGAUGUUUUCAUCAAUACUGGCAAUUUAGUGAAGUAUCUUUUAAAUGUAAACCACUCAGAGAAGUUUUUCACAGGUUAUCCUUUGAUUGAUAACUAUUCCUAUAGAGGAUUUUAUCAAAAAGCCCAUAUUUCAUACCAGGAGUAUCCCUUCAAGGUGUUUCCUCCAUACUGCAGUGGGUUGGGUUAUAUAAUGUCCAUAGAUUUGGUGCCAAGAAUCUAUGAAAUGAUGAGUCAUGUAAAACCCAUCAAGUUUGAAGAUGUUUAUGUUGGGAUCUGUUUGAACUUAUUAAAAGUAGACAUCCAUAUUCCAGAAGACACCAACCUUUUCUUUUUGUAUAGGAUCCAUUUGGAUGUCUGUCAACUCAGACGUGUGAUUGCAGCCCAUGGCUUUUCUUCGAAGGAAAUUAUCACAUUUUGGCAGGUUAUGCUAAGGAAUACCACAUGCCAUUAUUAAUUUGACUAAAGCCUAGAGAAAGACAGGGUAUUCUGUGGAAAGUAUUAAAAUGACUAAAAUCUCCAAUGGCAAACUCAUGGGAAGGUCACUGUGUUGACUUAACACUGAACUGAGGCUCAUGAAGUGCCCACGGACUAGGGACUGGAGGGUUACACUCGUGGUUUAUUUAGACAGAAAUCAAGUCUGGCCCUUAGAAGGUGAUAAUAAGAGGAAUUACAUGUCUUAUAAAGGAAGCGGAGAUUUUUGUUAAUAAAAUUAAUAGGACCAAACUAUCUGAACAUGCCAUUCUAGAAACUAGAACUUGUGAAAAGGGUUUCAUUGAAUUAUAAGCUCAUUAGUCCAUAACAAAGAGCAACGUGGAGUUCUAUUCAUCGAACAGUCUAGUCAGGUAAGGGUUUUGUGUAUAUCUUACGUGGAUUACCAGUUUUUCAAAAUAUAUAGUUCUGUGUAAAAAAACUAAAAUUAUACUAAGCAAAAUUUCAUCCAUUCUGGUCAUUCAGAAAGUACUUUAAGAUGUUACAGCAUUUCACAGUUAUGAACUGUUAUGAAUUACUGUUUAAUAUUACUUAGGACUUUCUGGUGUUUGAGUGUUAUGGUCAUUUCAAUACUGUAUAAAGAUAAUAGUAAAUCACCCUUUACAUUUGAACUUUUUUCCAGUUACUUCACUGAUGAGUUUAUUUAAUGUAAAGUCAUUGGUCAUUAUAGCAUAUCGGUAAUCUCUUGGACUUUGAUAAAUGUUUUACCAUGGUAAUGUAGAGAAGAAUUAAAACAAGAUCUGAAUUAU
Molecule: messenger RNA, 2819 nt
Organism: Canis lupus familiaris (dog)
Lineage: Eukaryota; Metazoa; Chordata; Mammalia; Carnivora; Canidae
Gene: B3GALNT1
Product: beta-1,3-N-acetylgalactosaminyltransferase 1
Exons: 9
Coding region: 1040-2035 (331 amino acids)
Cellular component (GO): membrane
Molecular function (GO): N-acetyl-beta-D-glucosaminide beta-(1,3)-galactosyltransferase activity
Source: RefSeq, a predicted model, not a curated record